Papaver somniferum (opium poppy) is the source of this 3609-nucleotide messenger RNA. RefSeq names its product disease resistance protein RGA2-like. The coding region runs from base 1 to 3609 and encodes 1202 amino acids. The transcript has a single exon. The record is from RefSeq and is a predicted model, not a curated record. NCBI's taxonomy places the organism in Eukaryota, Viridiplantae, Streptophyta, Magnoliopsida, Ranunculales, Papaveraceae. Gene Ontology annotation, molecular function: ADP binding. Gene Ontology annotation, biological process: defense response to other organism.
AUGGAAGAUAUUCUAGUCAACGGUGUAACUGAGAUCUUGAAACCGUUGAUCUCUCUAGUUUCUCAGCAGAUUACUCUUGCAUGGGGUGUAAAAUACGAUUUAAGAAAACUUAAGGAUACCUUAGAGUCAAUUCAAGCUCUAAUUAUUUCUGCGGAAGAAAAACAAGUUAAUGAUGCUGCUGUAAGACUUUGGUUGAGAAGGCUUAAAGACAUUGUUUAUGAUGUCGAUGAUGUUAUGGAUGAGUUCUCUUACGAAACCAUGCGUCCUCGUAAGCACAAGGUACGAGCUCUUGUCUCAUCCUCCAACCCACUUUUAUUCAAAUUCAAUAUGGCUCGUAAAAUUCGAGCCGUCAAUGAGAAGUUAGAGGAAAUUCACAAAAACAGUGACAGGUAUAUGUUGCGAAAUAUUAGUAAUGUCCAAGACAAUCAUACUACGGAGCAACGUAACCGAUUAACCUCGUCUGUUGUGGACGAUUCAAAACUUCUAGGGAGAGAUGGUGCAAAAUCAGACAUAAUAAAUAUAUUGAUCGGCAAGUCGUCGCCAUCAACAUCGUCAUUGGGGAUUUCUUCUCGACCAGACAACAUUUCCACUUUAUCCAUAGUGGGUAUGGGGGGAUUGGGUAAAACUACAGUAGCUCAAAUGGUCUAUAAGGAUGACUCCAUCUUGAGAAACUUUGAACUAAGAGCUUGGGUAUGUGUCACUGAUAACUUUGAUAUCUAUAAGAUCUUAAGAGACACCGCAGAGUCCAUUACUAGAAACAAAUAUGAAAAUCCAUCGAAUGUCGACGUACUAGCGAACCAAGUCAAGGAAAUGUUGAUUGGUAAAAAAUAUCUGCUGGUGCUCGACGACUUGUGGAAUGAGGAUGUCGGAGAUUGGGAAAAACUGAAGAGUUACCUUAUCCAUGGCGGCAUGGGAAGCAAAAUACUAGUCACUACACGCAGUCAAAAAGUUGCAUCUGUUGUUGGUGGUAAAUCUCAUGAUCUUGAAAAGUUAACAGAUGAUAUUUGUUGGUCCAUUAUAGAGGAAAAAAUACUAUGUCGAGGUGGUGCCGUACUGACAAAGAAAAUGAAAAAUAUUGGAAUUGAAAUAGCAAGGAAAUGUGAUGGCUUACCCCUAGCGGCCAACUCACUAGGAAGUUUAAUGUGCUCAAGAAAAGACGAAAGCUAUUGGUUGUCAAUCUUAAAUAACAUUAAUCAUUUGAGAGAGACGCCUGAACAUACAAGAAUAAUGUCGAUAUUAAAACUUAGCUUUGAUAAUUUAUCUUCCCCUCUAAAACGAUGUUUCUCAUACUGCUGUAUUUUUCCAAAAGACUGGGAAAUAAAUAGAGAAAUGUUAAUUCGAUUAUGGAUGGCAGAAGGAUUCCUUUUUCAAGCUAGUGGAGAAGAUGAUUUAUCUUUUGAAGAUACAGGAAAUCAAUAUUUUGAGUAUUUGGUGUGGAGUUCGUUCUUUCAGGAUGUGCAGAAGGAUGAAGAAAUGGGUAACAUCAGGACAUGUAAGAUGCAUGAUUUGGUGCAUGACCUUGCGAUGAGUGUUCAAGAUCCUAAUGAAUUUGGAAUCGCAAAGGUAGAAGAUGGCAAAGAAGAAAUUUCACAAGUUCGUCGUUUACAACUGCUAUUUGAUGGAGGACCUCGUUUGGCAUCUCCAAAUGUGUUAUUGAAUGCCAUGAAGUUGCGAACUCUUAUUGCUGUUGAACCAUAUAAUUUUUCGCAUAUCAAUUCUUUAUUUCGUUUGAAGCGUCUGCGAAUAUUAUGUCUAUUAGGUGGUGUCUGGCGUGCUUGCUCACUCUCUCGGGGUUUCGAGUUUCACCUCACUGUUCGCAAAGUAUGUUUUGCUUCUUCGAUUUCUAAUCUCAAGCAUCUGAGGUACCUUGACCUUUCAUACAUUGAUUUAUUUGGUGCAGCGUCAAUAAAUCAUUCUUAUAAUUUGCAAACACUUGUACUGCAUGGGUGUAGACACGUCCCCAGUUGGUUUCUUAGUGAAAUUGGGAAUUUUAAGUGUUUGUGGCAUCUUGAUAUCUCGUAUUCGGAUAUUAAAUAUAUACCUGAAAAUAUCGGGUCCUUAGAACAUCUAGGGUUCCUUGAUCUUUCAUACACACCAAUCUCAAGGUUACCAGACUCAAUCACUUGCAUCAGCAGUUUAAGGACACUAAAGUUCGAUUAUUGUUGGAACUUAGAUUCCUUACCUACAGAGCUAGGAGCACUGACACAAUUAAGGCGCCUUGAUUUGGAAGGUACUGGGAUAGAAGUAUUGCCUGAAUCAUGUAUUAAAAACCUCUGCAAUUUGGAGAUAGUGGAACUAAGAUCGUACUGCAAGCUUCCCAGAGAAAUUAAUAAUUGGCCAAAAUUAAGAAUUCUUACGCACUCUAGAGAUGCUGAUGUAAUGCCUAGAGGUAUAGAGAGCCUCACUUGCCUUAAAACAUUAGAGGAUUACAUGGUUAGGAAAGAAAAUGAGAUUGGCGAAAGUCCUAAUAAUAGUUGUGGUAGUGGCGUUGAAGAGAUGGCAGGCUUAAACUCCCUUGAGGUGUUAGGUAUAAGAAAUCUGGAGAAUGUGAGAGGUGCAAAAGAAGGCGCAGAAAGAGCAAAUUUAAAAGACAAGCAACACCUUGUACGUUUGGGUCUGUAUUGGGGUUCCACUGAUGAUGAUAGUAGAAGUGUGAAGGAUUGUAAGGUGCUGGACGGUCUCCAGCCUCACUCUAAUCUAAGGAGCUUGUAUAUAUAUGGUUUCUCAGGUGUAAAUCUCCCCAACUGGAUGCUGGGUUGUUCUUUAUCUAAUUGCCUUCCGAAUUUGGUGACAUUAACUUUAACAGACUGCAGCAAUUGUGAGAAGCUCCCAGCGCUCGGUAUGCUCCCAUUUCUUCAGUAUCUUAAGAUUGCGAAAAUGAAAUCAGUCAAGUGUCUGGGCGAAGAAUUUUAUCAUCAACAACAACAAGAAGAAAAAGACAGCCGUAGUAUUACUACAAAGAGAUCCCCCUCAUUGUUCCCUUCUUUAGUUGAAUUGGAUAUUAAUUUGGAAAACUUAGAAGAAUGGGUUGCUCCUCCUAUUUCUUCUUCUUUUUUCCCUUUCCUAGAGCGUGUGCAUAUCUUUUACCAUCAAAGAUUGAGAUCCACACCAAUAAUGUUGUUUUCUUCUCUUAAAGAGUUGAUAUUACUUGGUACGAGUGAAGAUGCAAUUAAUUCACUACUAAGUAGAGGAGGAGAUGGAUGUGCCACAAGCUCUCUCGCAUCCAUUUCCAUAUGGUAUUCUCCAGAUCUUAUAUAUUUACCACCACUGGGCGUACUACUCCGACACAAUACUCUUCUUCUUCGUGAAGUAGAGAUUGCGCAGUGCGCUAAUUUCCAAGGUUUUCGUGAUGAUGCUGAUGAUAUAAACAGCAACAUAAGUUCUUUUCAUUCACUGUGCUUAAGAGAUUGCCCUGUUUUAACAUCAAUACCUGAUUUACGAUUAUUGACCUCUCUCAGGAAGUUAGAAAUCAGGAGUUGUGAUAACCUGAAAAAGGAGUCGAUACCCUAUGAUCUUAACAAGUCCCUCACGUUUCUUGAAGAACUCUAUGUUGAUUUUACAGAUGAGGAACAAGUAGAUCCAAGUUGUUGUGCGAGCUGGCUUUAUUAA